AGCGCGCGCCCGCCGCGCAGGAGCCGCCGAGGAUGCCCCAGCGCAGCCUGCACGCGGCCGCCGUCCUCCUACUCUUGAUCUUAAAGGAACAGCCUUCCAGCCCAGCCCCAGUCAACGGAUCCAAGUGGACCUAUAUUGGUCCCGAUGGGGAGAAGAGCUGGUCCAAGAAGUACCCGUCAUGUGGGGGUCUGUUGCAGUCCCCAAUAGACCUGCACAGUGACAUCCUCCAGUACGAUGCCAGCCUUGUGCCCCUUGAGUUCCAAGGCUACAAUGUGUCUGCCAACGAGCAAUUUACCCUGACCAACAAUGGCCAUUCAGUGAAGAUGAACCUGCCCCCGGGCAUGCACAUCCAGGGCCUCCAGUCCCGCUACAGUGCCACGCAGCUGCACCUUCACUGGGGGGACCAGAAUGACCCCCAUGGCUCCGAGCACACGGUUGGUGGGGAGCACUUCGCCGCUGAGCUGCACAUUGUCCAUUAUAACUCGGACCUGUACCCUGAUGUCAAAACUGCCAGUAACAAGUCAGAAGGCCUCGCCGUCCUAGCUGUUCUCAUAGAGAUGGGCUCCUUCAAUCCAUCAUACGACAAGAUCUUCAGUCACCUUCAGGAUGUAAAGUACAAAGGUCAAGAAGUGGUCAUUCCAGGUUUCAACGUUGAAGAGCUACUUCCUGAGAGGCCUAAUGAGUACUACCGCUACAAAGGGUCCCUCACCACACCUCCUUGCCACCCCACUGUGCUCUGGACGGUUUUCCGGAACCCUGUGCAAAUUUCCCAGGAGCAGCUGCUGGAUUUGGAGACAGCGCUGUACUGCACACAGGUGGAUGACCCAUCCCCCAGAGAAAUGGUCAAAAACUUCCGGCAGGUCCAGAAGUUUGAUGAGAGGCUGGUGUAUGUCUCCUUCCGACAAGUGCAAGACCUUACCUCCACAGGACUGAGUCUGGGCAUUGUUCUUUGGGUGGUCCUGGCUGGUGUUCUUGGCAUCUGUAUUGUCCUGGCAGUGUCCAUUUGGCUUUUCAAAAGGAGAAAGAGUAGCAAAAGGGGUGACGACAACAAAGGAGUCAUUUACAAACCAGCCAUCAAGACGGAGACUGAGGCCCACGCCUGAGGCCCAGGCACUCGCAGGCAUGUCCAAGGAAGAACUUUGCUUUGGACGCUACACACUGUGGCUCCCUGGACAUUUGCAACACCAGAGGCUUCUAUGGAGCUCAACCCACAAAUAGCCUAGACCCUUGAGGGGACUCUAGCUGGGUGUGCUGCCAUCCUGAUGCCACAGCCACCCCAGUGUGAUCCAUGGGUGAGAAGACCUCGCCCAGGAGGUGGGAACUCGGAGCUGUCUACGUCAUCUGUGUGAGACCAUUAAGUGGUGGAUUCUGGGGGCACAAACCAAGACACCUGCUGGGAACUGUUAUUGGUUGGAAAACACUUUCAUCCAGGGGCUCACGGAAGUGUGGUUUCAAGUGUCCUGGAAAUUCUGCUUCUUGUCCAAGUUUUCAGACCAGAAUGUGCACUCUCUGCUUAGGUUUUGCUUUUGAGAUUCAGUUUCUUUCCUCAGGGAAGGGGUUGUUGUCUCCCUCUGAUUUCUUUCUGCUAUGUCAAAACCUUUAGUCUGACCUUACAACUGAGGGGGAAGAUUUGAUACAGGAAAGGUCAAGGUGUCACAAAGAAAAAGAAAACAAGAGAUGUACUUUGAACUAUAUCAGAGGCAUUUUCAAAGUCCUGUCCUUUGGAUCAGAGGCACUGAUGGACCUUAGAGAGAGAAUGAAAAGACACGUAAGGUCUGGAAGAGGCUCAGUUUGGAAUCAGAAUUGGAAUCAGAAGUUGUUUGUCAAGCCAUGUGAGAAGAAAAGAAUAUUAAGCCCAAACCUAACCUCCUGUCAGCAGGGCAGUUAUGUUUUGUACCCUACAGAUUUUAUAAAUAAUUAGGCUGUUCCUUGAAAAUGUAUUGUUGCUUUCUCUUUCCUCGAGUAGACAUGAGUUCUGAGAUGACUCAAACUGCUUUUGAAUCUAGAAGAACUAGGCAGAAGAAAAAUGACUGAAGAGCUUUGUCUCUUUUGCCCAAUUCAUUUCUGCCCCCUUUGCAGUGUCCCUACUGUCAACCUGGAAUUGGAACUCACCUACUUCUCUGACUUUGAAGAUGUCGAGUCAAGGCUUAGUUAAAGUAUAUUUUCAAGCUAUAAAAGCAGGAAGUUAUCUGUGCAGGGGCUGGCAUCAUGGUAUUUAGGAACCAAUAAUAAUAGAAUGUUACAAAGAUUCUUCACGGUCUUCCCCUCAAGUCACAAAGAAGUUUCUGAGAAGACUUAACUCCUUCUUCAUUCUCCUCUCAUAGAUGUGAGAGCCCCAUGGAGAUCAGUUAGUCCCAGGCCUGAGAAGGAGCCUCCUCCACCAGCCUCUCAGGUCUAGCACCUCAAAGUUCACAGAGAACUUUCUGAUUCAGUCUCAUUUUGACAGCAUAGAAUGUCCUCUUGAAGCAUAAGUUUCUUUAUAAUAUCUUUUUCCUUCUCCUUUUCCCUCUGACUCUGAGAAGUCUUCUCCCUUCUCCACUGUAACAAUGUUUUGUAGUGAUGGCAAGCCCUAUGUCUUUGUAGCUUGUUAGGCAGAGCUACAAAUGACCUAAUGGAGACUGGACACGUGUGUGUGCACGAGACCUCUGACAGCCUUGGAGCCUGGGGUGGCCUCCCGGCCUUGCCAUCAGCACGCCUGAUGCUGAUCAAAUAACAGCAGGGACAACCCUCAUGACCGAGCCAUGUGAGUUACAUGAUGUUUCUUGGCCUCUGCCCAAAGUUGCCAAUCAGAAACCAACAUACCACUCCAGAGCUGUGGUACUGUCUUUCAAAUAGCUCUCUACACCUUUUAUGGACAAAUUUUGUGAGAGAACAGAGAGAUUACUGUACCUGGAACAAUGGCUGUUCAUGAAAAGGGAGAUUUACCGGGUGGUGAAAACAGUGGUAUUUCUUCUGCCCUCUUCCUCCUCAGCACAGCCCAGGCUCUUGGUCCUUGUGGAUGAGACAAAUCAAAACCAGGGAGGCAGACAGAAGGCUACAAGAAUCAACACUGUCAACUUCCUUGCUAAUCCUUAUGGAACUCCUGAGGAUCCAGCUUUGGAAUUGGGAAACCUUUCUUCAGGUUCUCACUCAUUCCACUGACACCAGUGGCUACUAAAGGAAACCAGGGCUGUGGUGCGUGAAGCUCCAUUGCCUCGCACUCACCCCUCAAAGGGCUCAGGCACUGUGCUGGGCGCAGCUAGCACAGUGCAGGUGGAGAUAACAAAAACAAGGUCUAGGCUGGGGGAGGGACACAGGGGAAGCCCUGGCUUCUUUGCCUCUCACUAAUGGGAGAUUUUGAGUCUCUGUUUUGUUCUUUAGUAUCAUCUGGUAAAAACCUGUACCUUUUUCCUUAACAGACAUUCUAGGAUUUUGCUGCAUUGACUAUUAAUCCCAUUUCAAGUUCUUAAAUUCUUCUUUAUUUUUACCUUAAAUUUUACCUUAAAUUCUUCUCCUCUUCACUAAACUCUCUGAAGGCCUCCUGACUGGCCUUUAGGAAGCACCAAGGUCUAUAGCACCCAUCUAUCCCUGUGCCUCGGAUGGACCAUAGGCCACUGUGAUGACAGUCCAUUUAGCACUUCUGUAUUUAUUGUAAGAAUGAUUGUAAUGAAGACAUACACUGUAAAUAUGAGAAAUUACAAAUAAAAUGUUUUUUACAUCA
This is a messenger RNA of Diceros bicornis minor, 3700 nucleotides long. It is a transcript of the gene CA12, whose product is annotated as carbonic anhydrase 12. Bases 33 to 1103 code for a protein of 356 amino acids. Gene Ontology annotation, molecular function: carbonate dehydratase activity; zinc ion binding. The transcript has 11 exons. Gene Ontology annotation, cellular component: plasma membrane. The record is from RefSeq and is a predicted model, not a curated record. Lineage: Eukaryota; Metazoa; Chordata; Mammalia; Perissodactyla; Rhinocerotidae.